Molecule: messenger RNA, 1992 nt
Organism: Microstroma glucosiphilum
Lineage: Eukaryota; Fungi; Basidiomycota; Exobasidiomycetes; Microstromatales; Microstromataceae
Exons: 7
Coding region: 1-1992 (663 amino acids)
Biological process (GO): exocytosis
Cellular component (GO): exocyst
Molecular function (GO): phosphatidylinositol-4,5-bisphosphate binding
Source: RefSeq, a predicted model, not a curated record
AUGAAUGGUCUUCACGAUAGCGACGACGGCCUGGCCGAGCUCGAGCUGCUGGCCUCGAACCAGAAGAAGCUCAAUGCCCUUACCACUCGCAUGACUUCCAUUCUCUCCGGCUUCGAUCGUCGCCUCGCCAGCCUAGAGGGUACAUUGCUACCUAUCCACCACAGAACUCAAGCUCUGCAGAGAGUGGAGAAGAACGUCGAUGCUACCUUGGAGGCGCUAAAGCAUACGCUGGGCCACUUCGAUGUGGUGGAAGAGGAAGAGCCCAGGAUCUUACAAGGACCUAGUGGAAAUAAUCUAUACCCGUACUUUGACACCAUAGACCGCGUGGUAAGAGGGCUCGAGUACCUCAAGAAGAGUGACCUCAAGAGUCAAGAGGCCAUUAUGAUGAAGAUGCACGAGCUCGUUGAGAUAGGCGCCAGGAAUCUCACUACAAUCAUGAGCGAUUGGGUCACUGCAGAGUCUAUUGCGAUCGACCCCAAUGAAUAUGUACCACGCCUGCCACUCCCUAUUCUCUCCGGCUCGGUGUUGGAAGCAACCAUCCCGAUCCUUUCCUACCAGAAAUCCCUCCCUGCAAAUCCAUCGAACGGCUAUGCUCCUUUCCUGGCUUCGCUGGCAGCUUACUCGGACGUAAGAGGGCUCUACCUCGGAGAGUCCAUUGCUGCGCUCGGACAAGGUCUCAUCGACUUCACAAAUCAUCGAGUCAGCAGCCGCAUGGGCGGUGGGGGAAUGGCGACUGCCAGUUAUGGCGAAGAGGAAGACAACACCUACCACCGAGGUGCGAGCGGUGCUAGGGAGUGGAUCAAAGCCAUUCUCGAUCUUGCAGAAAAUGAGCAUGUGAUCUUGUCGAACAUGCUCCGGUCUCUCAAUCCACCCUCGUCAAAUUCUACCAUUGCAUCGACAUUCUCUCGACUUAUCCAUCCCAUCUUGCGGCACUUCAGCACCACCAUGAGCACCAUUCACGCUCUCAUCAAGCAAGAUCUAUCUUCUCAAAUGAUCUUCAUCUUCGACCUCAUCGCCACGCUGUCAGAGCUGGCCAUGAGAUGGAAUGGCGUCAUUGUCAAUCCUGCCGGCAAGGCAAACGAAGAGAGCGGUGGCAUGGAAGGGGGUGCUCACGCUUUGCAGGACCAGCUGCAGGCUUUGAGGAGUACCGCUGUCAACAUCUUUCCCGUGUUCCUCAACGACCUCAAGGGCAUUCCCAAGCAGAGAGAAAAUGAGGUGCCAAGCGUGGGAAUCAACGAGAUUACCUACAUGGGCCUCAGCUUCAUGAAGGAAGCAUGCGAGUACGCGGAUACCAUUGCCCCUCUACUAGCUACUCUCGGAGCUGGCAACUGGAUCAUGAGCGGAAGCAUGGCCAACACAACAGCGCAAUCGGCUGGCAUGAGCGAACCUAGUGUCAUGUUCUCUCAGUUUAUCUGCGACACACUCUCAACGACUAUCGCAGCACUAGAUGCACGAUCGAAAGCCAUCAGACAACCUUCCACGGCGUCCAUGUUCCUGAUGAACAACGUCGGCCACCUGCAGCGUGAGGUGGGAGCAGCCCCUCUGCUGCAAGCAUACCUGAGCCAGCCCGGCUCUGACAUCCUGAAAGGCGGUAUGAGACAAGCACGUGCCAAAUACCUCGAUGCCUGGCAAGGGGUAGUGUCGGCGUUGAUGGACGACGUUGCUGGUCUCCACAGCAAGCCCGUCACAUCCAAGCUCGGAGGUGGAGUGCUGGGAGGCAACGAUCGAGCCCAGAAGGAGGACGUGAAGCAGCGCUUCACUCGCUUCUUUGAGGGGCUGGACGACCUUGAACGACUACACAUGGCUUUCCCGCUCAGUCGGAAUGACAGUGAGCUGAGGGAAAACCUUAAGAAGGAGGUCUUGAGACUGGUCAUGCCACUCUACACUCGCUUCGUUGCCAAGCACACUGCCAGCAACUUCUCAAGCAAUCCCGGCAAGUAUAUUCGUCCAGAGGCGGAAGUGGAAGAGCGCUUGAGCCGGAUGUUCUCUUAG